GUAAAAAAAAAUGGUGGUUAUUUGGGUGUAGUCGGGAGAUUUUCUGCAGCACAAAUGUGAGUACCGGCAGAUUAAAGGAUUACGAGUGCUGUUUGUCAGUGCAUCACAAAGCUAGUAUGAUCAAAUUUAUAUUGGAGAUUUCAUCGAGUGAUCUGGCAUGGCAUGUUAAUUAAAAGUUAAGGAUUAUAGAAAUUAUGUAUAAAGUUAAGAUUAUUGAAAAGCUGAUAUUAUAAAGCUUUCUUUGAUUCUUUACAUCUUUGAAGACAGGCUUGAAGGCAUUAUAUUAUAAUUAGUUUAAAAAGAAAUCAAAGGAGAAGAAUAUUCAUUACUUAUUUAUUAAACAAAAGUAAAUACUUACAUUCAAAAUUGGUCAAUAUUUUAACCAUCAAAUUCUUAAAAGUUGGUUAUGUGCAAUGCCGAGAUGUUGUAAUGAAAACAAGGCAGUGAGUUCGGUGCGUAGUAGUCAAAAACACAGCAGUGAAGAUAUUGUGCUGACACAAACUCAAGUUUUUGCAAUUGGAAAUCAAUUAGAUUUGGAAGAAGAACCACAAGUGGUUGGAAAAUCGCAUAGAAGAGUUCGUUGCGAUCUUAGUCCUGUACCAACAAAUACGAAUUCUAAUUUGAAUAUCAAACUUUUAAAUAUUAAGACUGAUAGAAGUACUCGUCAAGAGCAUCAGGUGAGCACUGGAUCUGGUGGGUACAGAGAACGAGAAAAGGAGACUAAAAAGAGAGCAGCUAUAGGCAACACAGUGCGUGGUCUUCUCUCAUCUGGCCACAGCAGGCAGGACAGGUAUGAGACAAACAGGCAACGUUCAUCAGGUGGUACCAGUGGUGGCCUGUCUAGUUUAUGUCCUAAGCUGGUGGCCAGUGGGGGUGGUAGCAGCCAGGGUGGCAUUGGUUUGUCAGUGGGCCACUUAGCCUCUCAAGAAGGAGGAAAUCCUUGUCCAGUUGUUACAACACAAAGAACUCACAAUCAUUCGCAUAAUCAUAGACGGGAAAGAAAGCAGUCCAUUGUUUCUCGAACUGCUUCUAGUUCUAGUAGUUCUUCUGAAAGAAAGGCUCUGUCAAGUCGUCCUUCUGCUACAAUCUGCAAAAAGCAAAUUCGAAUGCAGCGAGUUGAACAAAAUGCAGAUUCAUUGUCCAUAACUAGCAACGGUGUUCCAACUAGUUCACCUUCUUCUAAGAAGAAGGGUUUGUCUGGUGUUCGUAUUUCAGAAAAGUCAUCUUCUCGAAGUCAAGAUUCAUCCUCCUUAGAUCAUGAAAAUGAUCAUAGCUUUAGUGAUGCAGAGGAGGCUAUUACUGCAACAGAGAAUGUGUUCAAAGUAUCGGGAUGUAGUUCCACACCUUCCACACCAAUGAGUAAAGUAAAAUCGAAAAGAAUAACUGAAGAUGAAGUGACUAUAGAACCGAAUAUACAUAUAGAGUGCACAGAAUUAUUAAAACAUAAUAUUUCGAAAAUGUUUUCUGGUGUUUACGAGAAAGAAACAUCUACAACAGAAAUUUCAGAAUGUACCAUAACAGAUACAGUAGAGCCAAAAAUAAAAAAAGAUGAUAUUAGUGAAGAUUUGAUUGAACACAGCAAUACAAAAAUAUCCUCGUCUUCUAGUGCAAGUAAAAGGAAUAAUGAUGGUGACAAAUCUUUAAGAUCUAAAAAUAAAUCUAUUCCACAAGAUGUAAACAAAUUACAUAAUUCUAAGACAAUAGAAGAAAUUAAUGUAAAAAGUAAUAUAGAUUCUACAACAACGUCCACAGAAACGUCCAUAAAUACCGUAAAUGCAAAUCCAAGAAGAAAAUCAUCUAAUAAUUGCUCUGAAUCUGCUGCUGUAAAUAGUUUAGAAAUGGAAUCAAUGCCUAAAGACUGUAAUAAAGAAAAAUCAAAUGAAGAGGUAGUAAAAAAUUCCAGAUUUGUUACAUCUAAAGUUUCAGAAGAAAUAAUAGAUUCAGAAGGUAACGAAACAGAGACACAAAGAGUUGAAGAUGAAGGUGUAACAAUUUAUGAUGAAGACGAUAAUGGUACUAGUAUUAGUGAUAUAGUAGCAACUCAAGCACUUCACGAGUCUUUGAGUAAAUUAGGAAAAGUUCCACCACUGGAUACAGAUAUAGAAGUCAUGAAGAAUACUAAUUCACAAAAAGAGACAGAUGGAGAGAAAAUUCCUCAAAAAGAAACAGCUACGCAUGAAGAGACUGACGAAGGUUUCAUUGGGCCUUUACUUGAUGAAAAUUUUAAAGCAGAUGAAAAAUUAAGUCAAAAAGCAAUGGCUAUGGAAGAUGUACAUAAUCUAGUAAUGACAGCAAGCGUCCAAAAAGCUAAAAUUGAUGACGACGAGGAAAAAGCAAUAGGUAUUUCACCUGAUGGAAGAUUUUUAAAAUUUGAAGAAGAAAUUGGACGUGGUAGUUUUAAAACUGUUUAUCGUGGCUUAGAUACUCAAACAGGAGUAGCUGUCGCUUGGUGUGAACUUCAGGAGAAAAAAUUAAAUAAAACAGAAAGACUGAGAUUUCGAGAAGAAGCGGAAAUGUUAAAGGGACUCCAACAUCCUAAUAUUGUUAGAUUUUAUGAUUAUUGGGAAGUCACGCUUACACGUAGAAAAUAUAUUGUACUAGUCACAGAACUUAUGACAUCAGGAACAUUAAAAACGUAUUUAAGAAGAUUCAAGAAAAUUAAUCCAAAAGUUGUAAAAUCUUGGUGCCGUCAAAUCCUCAAAGGACUUAGUUUCUUGCAUUCUAGAUCUCCUCCAAUCAUUCAUCGUGAUUUAAAGUGUGAUAAUAUAUUUAUAACUGGUACUACAGGCAGUGUGAAAAUCGGUGAUUUAGGUUUGGCUACGUUAAAAAAUCGGAGUUUUGCAAAAAGUGUUAUUGGCACACCAGAAUUUAUGGCACCAGAAAUGUAUGAAGAACAUUAUGAUGAAUCGGUUGAUGUCUAUGCAUUCGGAAUGUGUAUGCUCGAAAUGGCUACGAGUGAAUAUCCAUAUUCCGAAUGUACAGGUCCAGCGCAGAUAUACAAACGUGUUGUUUCUGGUGUUAAACCUCAGAGUUACGAUAAGGUGGACAUACCAGAAGUACGUGAAAUUAUCGAAAUGUGCAUUCGCUUAAAAAAGGAAGAACGACCUUUAGUUAAAGAUCUUUUAAAUCAUGAAUUUUUUGCGGAUGAUAUAGGAUUAAAAUUGGAGAUGGUAUCACGUGAUUCGGCUAUAGCAGAUGCCGAAUUAUCACGUGUAGAAUUCAGAUUGAGAGUUUUGGAUCCAAAAAAACGGACAAACAAACAUAAAGAAAAUGAAGCAAUCCAAUUUGAUUUCGACAUCCAAGCUGAUAAUGCAGAAGAAGUUGCCUCAGAAAUGGCUAAAUCAAGUCUUAUAUUAGAAGAAGAUGCGAAAGCAGUAGCUAAGAUGUUGAAAUCACAAAUAGCUGCUUUAUUACGAGAAAGGGAAGAACGACGAGCUAAAGAAGAAAAAGAACGUUUAGAUAGAGAAGCUGAUACUAGUACUACAUCUGCUGAAAAUAUUUUACAGCAACAACAAUUAAUACUACAACAAAUGCAAUUACAACAACAACAACUUCAAUCUACCAUGGGCAUACCAAUGCAAAGUCAAGUACAAAUGCAAUUACAACCAAAUCAAAUACCAUUGCAACAGUCACAAUUACAAUCAACUUCACAACCAGGCCAACAACAUAAUUUACAACCUCAACAAGUACAAUUGGUUCAACAACCACUUCAGCAGCCACUUAUGCAGCAACAAACAUCAGUAGUUCAGCCUCAACAGGCUCAGCAAAUACAACAAGCAUCACAAGCUGCACAACAAGUUCAAUAUCAACAACAGCCACAAUAUCAACAAUUACAGCAGCAAUAUCAACCACAACAGUAUUCGCCACAUGUUCCGCAAAAUCUGAGUGCAAAUUCACCACAAUGCUCUACUCCUCAAAAUGUUCAAGCCCAACCCCAGUUUCCUCCAGUAACACAACAAAUACAACAACAACAGAUACAACAACAACAGAUACAGCAGCAACAGCAAAUACAGCAGCAGCACCACCAAAUACAACAGCAGCAACAACAAAUACAGCAGCAACAGCAAAUACAGCAGCAGCAGCAGCAAAUACAGCAGCAGCAGCAAAUACAGCAACAGCAGCAAAUACAACAACAGCAGCAAAUACAACAACAGCAGCAAAUACAACAACAGCAACAAAUGCAACAGCAACAUAUACAUCAGCCUCAACAAUAUAUUCAAUUAAAUCAAAUGAGUGUACCACAACAAAUAACACAUCAGAUUCAACAACAAUUGCAAUCUCAGGUACAGAUGUUGCCUCAACAACAGCAUAUGCAUCAACAAGUACCACAACCUCAACAGCAAGUGCAGUAUUCACAAUCUCAAAUGCAACAUAUUCAACAAGUACAUCAACAUCCAGUUGGUUCUCCACCAAUUCAAAGUCAACAAUAUUAUCAACAAAAUACAACUGGUAGUACAGGAUAUACUAGUUCUACUUUAUAUCAACAAAAUAUGCCACAACAAAUAUUCCACACAUAUGCUACUUCUAAUAAUCCAUCUGGUCAUGUAGAAAUUUUGUCAUCUACUCAGACUGCGCAACAAAUUUAUUCACACACAAAUAUUUCCGGUAACUCUGCUCCUGCAACUUCUCAGCCAUAUAUACAACAACAAACUGGACAAGUUCAAACACAAAUACCAUCAGGAAUGAAUAUUCAAAGUUCAGUGCCAGUAACUCAUGUACAAAGUGGUGCAACAUCUACAAUGCCUAGUAUUGCAAGUGCUCCUUCAAUGCUCUCUAAUACUGGUCAUCAACCACAAUCUCAACAAAAUAUAGUAGUGCAAUUGCAGUAUUCGCAAAGUGGGACUGUUAUGCCUACCUCUAUACCUAUUUCUAUGCCUACUUCUAUGCCCACCUCUAUGCCUAUGACAUCAGGAAUAAGUGGUCCUAUACAGACAUCUGCUAAUAUACCACAACAUCAGCAACCUUUUGUUUCAAAUGCUGAAUCAUCUAUUGCUGACAGAUCAUCUUUAACUAAACAAGAUACUAUGGACUCUGUACAAUCCUUGCCAUUGGAUCUGCAAUCAACUAUGCAUCAAGAACAAUUAAAUAAUCAACAAUUGCCAAUUGCUACUGCAAGCACUGUACCACAACAAUCAGCAGUUACAAGUGAUGGAGUUAUUUCUGAAAGUUCAGAAAAUGUUACAACUUCCGAAAGAAAUAGAGUUAAACGAUCUGGUACUAAGCGCAAAAAGCCUGGUAUUAAAUUAACAGUCUUGUCAGUAAGUAGUGGAGAAGGUCAAUCUAUGACUGUUGAGUGUCAGUUAGAUACUAGUAAACAAAAAACUGUUACGUUUAAAUUUGAUCGAGAUGACAUGGUACCUACUGAUAUUGCUAAUAAUUUGGCUGCUGAAAAUUUGCUGCCACAAUCUCAAUGCGAGACAUUUAUCGAGUUAAUUGAAGAUAUUGUGAAGCAGUUACGUUUAGAUCCAACGCGUGCUUUACCUUUAGUAGCCCAUGGUCCACCAGAUCAAUCUGCCGGUGGUAGUCCAGUUACAAGUCGUCGGCCAAGGGAUCGAGACCACAGUCUUGAUACAACGAAGCAGGUGAGACAUGGCUCACUAACUCGUCAAAGCAGCCACCGAUCGUCAUACAAAGUCCAUCGUAGGCACCGUUCGAGAGACGAAACUUCAAACACUUCUACUCCAACAAAAUUGUUGCCAAUCGAUCAAAUAAUUUCACAUAUUGCAAGUUCUUCUUUGGAUAAGCAACAAAAUAUUCCAACAACUGAUAAUCAAGGAGCUACUGAAUGCACAUCGGCAGAAGCGUCUAGACGAUCAUCUACGUCUACUCAAAAUACUGAUACAUUGACACCAACUAAUAUUCCAAGUGAUUUCACUGAUCCUCAGGAGAGUGGAAUUUCUUUAACAUCUGCAGAUACAGUUUUGGAAGCGACUCAUAUCGUCCAAGAAGAUGCUAAUACUUAUUCAAUUGCUCAAUUGCCAGCUAUGUCCGUUCAAAAACAAAUAGAAGAUGUGAAUACUUCUAUAUCUCAAACAAGUGAUUCAACGAAAGAUGAUAUAUCGAAAGAAGUUACAGACAUUCAAGAAAAAGAUGUGAAUAAAGAUAUACCAACAUCCGAUACAAAUUCUAUAGAAACGUCGACAUUAACUGCUGCACCAAUACGUAAGAUAUCUCGUUUCUUAGUUAGUCCCGUGGUUGAACAAAAACAACUCGCAAAUGAAACAGAAGCCUCUGGUAUAUCAGAAAAUAUAAAUAAUACUGUAAAGGUAGAUACAACAAAGUCGGAAGAAACAGAAAUAAGUACUUUGGAUACACAAGUUGUAACAGUAGAACAACCAUCUAACAUUGACAUAAAUUUACCUAAUUUACAACAAUCUGUAGAUCAAAUGGAUAAUACUAAGGUUACUUUACAACAAUUUAAUCAACAAACUGCUGGAGUUCAGAAUAUUUCUCAAAUGACAAUAUCAGGGCAAUUACAACAAAAUAUAGGUGCUGUACAAUCUAAUCAACACGUUAUAAUGCCUGGUACUCCAAUUAUACAGCAAGUAACUCAACAAGUACAUCAGUCAACUGUUCAAAAUUUCACUGCUAUAUCACAAAAAGAAAUGCAGUCUCAACAAAUGCAAACAAGCAAUUUAAACACGCAACCACAAUAUCAAAAUCAAUCUACUAUGCAAUCUAAUAUUAUAAUACAACAGCAACAAAUUGUGCAACAAAAUGUACAACAAAAUGUACAACAAAAUAUACAACAAAAUAUACAACAAAAUGUACAACAAAAUAUACAACAAAAUGUAACUCAACAACAUAUGCAAACAGAGCAAAAUCAAUCUCAACGAUCCGUACAUCAAUAUUUACCACAACAACAUCAACAAUAUGUGAUCCUUUCUGGACCGAUACAACAAUUACAACAAUCAAAUGUAGAUGAAAGAAAUCGUAGGAUUUCUAGUAUUUCUUCUACAUCUAAUAUGUCAACAGAAUCUCAAACAACCGAAGUAUCCAAUAUUUCUGAAGAUAAAAGAUAUGCUACAAUGAUGUCAAAUACGCCUAUUCAACAUAUACAGCAUGUACAAGUUGUCCCACAAGAUACUCCUAUAACUUUAAUGCAAGGAAAUCAAGAUCCUGGGCAACAUCAAACAGUUACCCAAAAUAUCAUACAUGUUUCAGGAAAUUUGCCUACACAAAUGCCAGCUCCUGUUACAGUGCCAGCUCAUCCUAUUGUUUCUACUGAAACUGCUCAUAAACCUGUAAUUAAACCAAAAGAGAUAUCUUCGACACUUCCUGAUUUGGCACAAAAUUUAGCAAAUAUUCUUUCUAAUCCAAAAUCCAAAUCUGCUACACCACAUGGCUUGAGUACUCAUGAACCAAACAUUAACACAACUGCUGUUAAUACAACUGUUCUUGAUUACAAACCUACACCACAAUCAGAACAAUAUUUCCAACCUAUACAACCUGAAAUAAGUCAAUUACCAAUGCAAACACAAACACAGCAAAAUUUUCAAAAUCAAACUAUGCAUCAAGUUCAUCAAAACUUGUCAAAUAUUCAACAAACAUUUCAGAGUCAGCAAUUACCCCAUCAAAAUUCAGCUUUCUUACCACAAGGAGUUCAAUUAAGUGUUCCAUUACAAACCGAUUCUCAAUUACAAAUUUUACAACAAAAUGUGUCAACUAAUACGAUGUCUUCUCAAACAAAAUGGGUGGGUUGUACAAACCAAAAUAUAUUGCCUCAAAAUAUAUCUGUGCGAAAUGUUCAGCCUAUGCAGAUUCAACCACAGCUUCAACAAGUACCUCCUGCCCAUCCACAAAUGCAGCAAAUAACUCAAGAACAAGUUCAUGUAGAACCUGCUACUGUAUCUGAUCAAUCUCAUUUACAUUUAAAACUUCCAGAACAACAACAAAUAGGAAAAAUAUUAGAUACUGAAGCUCAUGAUGGCAGUGUGAUUAAACGUGUGUUCUCUGAUUAUCAGUUGUUAACUUUGGAAAAUGAAAAUUCUAGUCAUGAUGUAACUCCAGAGCACACACUUGUAGAAUCUGUCGAUCCUAAUUUAUUUAUGCAACAACAAAUUAUACAGCAACAACAGUUGCAGCAGCAACAACAACAACAACAGCAGCAGCAGUAUCAACAUCGUAAAUUGAGUCAACAGAAUUCAUUAGAUAAAGUAUCAGAUAUAAGUAGUGUAGGAAGUACAGGAGGAACUGGGCCACAAACAAUAGCAGAUUUGCAUCAAAAACUUGUUCAAGUAACUAGUCAACCAUCUGAAUUAUUAAAUGUUGGUACACCACCUAUAAGUUAUCCAGCCACACCUCACAGUCAUCAAGUAACAGGAGGAUAUGAUGCAUACAUGCAUUCUUUACAACAAAAGUUGGUUAAUAUUGGUAUGCCAAUAUCAUCUGCACAAAAUCUAGCGCAGGGUCCUCUAUCGCCUCAGACUACAAUACAUUCUACAAGUGCUGGUAUUGAUUCAAAUAUAGUAACAAAUUCUGAAGGACCAAUAACAUAUCAAGAUACUUCCUCUCAAGUUAUAUCUUCACAAUCUAAUGUAGAUUGCUCACUGGAUAGUCCUAUACCGGGAAAUCAAGGAGGACCUGAAAACAUGAGUCCAAGUAAAGAAAAUAUAAAAGUGCGAAUUCAAAGACCAGGAUCUCGCCUUCAGGAAUUAGAACAAGAAUUAGCCAAAAUUCAUCAUAGAGGUCCCGUACUUCCAACAACUUCGCCUCAACCGUUAACACCUCCUGUACCUGUUAUUAAUCCUCCGCCGGUACAACCAGCGUUGCAGCAAACACAAAAUUUAUUAACAACUGUUCCUUCAGUUCCUAUUGCCUCUAUGACAUCGAAUAUUGUGCAGUCUCGCUCUGAUACGAAUACACCCGUACAAACAGAACUACAAGAUUCUGUAUCCGAGAAACCUGCAGCACAACCUGUUAGAAAAAUCUCAAGAUUUAUGGUAUCUAAAGUAUCGGGACCUCCAAGCUCUGCUACAUCAAAUAUACAACAAGAAAUUAAAACAUGUCAUUCGGAUGAACAACAAAUAGCAUCGACAACGUAUUUGAUACAGAGUCGGGAAGGGUCCAUGCCUCCAAUACAAACAACAUUAACAAAUAAUUCUGUGCAAGUAGAGUUACAAUUAGAGAAAGAAGAACGGGCAUCAACUUUAACACCAAGUGAAGAAUAUCAAUUACUUAUAAAAAGGCAAACUAUGGAAUUAGAAAUACUUCAACGAAGGCACCGAGAAGAAUUAGAACGUUUUCAACAACAACAAUUGCAAUUAUUAAUUCAACAACAACAACAAGCAAGUGCGUUGCACCACCAACAUCAUCCACUUCUUUAUCAUACAGUAGCUACCAAUGCUGCAGCAGGACAAGGAAGAGUACCAGGUGUAGAUGAUCAUUUAACGUUUAGCACAGCCCCACAAACUCCAUUGCAAAAAGGCAUCAGCAAUUGUCCAGAUACCGACGAAACAUUAAGGUUAGCCAUGCAGAAGCUUAAACAAACUCCACUUCAACUUCAACAGCAACAAACAGCAGCCAGCAUACAGCAUGCUUAUGUUAUUCCAAUUCCAGUAGUGCCUUCAGAAAGUAUGCAGAAUAUUUCUGCGCAACAGAAUAUUAACUAUUCAAGCGAAACCUCUGAUAUAUCUGAUUCAACAAAUAAUCCUGUGAUUAUAAAUUCGAGUCAAUGUCAGUUUACACCAAUAAUACCAGAUACUACAAACGUUACUUCUGCGAGUGGAGCUUUAGUUGCACCAACAUCAACAUCAGGUUCUAUUGGAAGUGGAGCAUAUGUUCAAUAUCACGAGGGUCCUUCGUUAGCAAACUUUCAAACAUUCAGUUGCACGUCGCAUGCUGGCUUCAUUUUACCAGCUGGAUAUCGUCUUAUAUAUGCGCCUACUGGGACCCCUCAGUCUCAACCAGCGACCCCUGCCACUCCACAAAUAGGAAACUCGCAUGAUGGUACGCCUCCUACAGAAACCCAGCAUUGUUCUGAAAAUGUAACUACUCUUCCUCAAGCAGAUCAAUAACGCAAUACACAAUUCAAAAUAUUCUAUACUUUCCAGUCAAUUUUUCCACAUAAUACAUUCUUUAUUUAACGUUGAAUAUUACUAUAAAAUUAUGUAUUAUUAUAAUUAUCUUUUAAUAUGAUAUGCUCCAAACAUGAUUAUAUUGGUUAUACAUGAGGUGCACACAUAUGGAAGCAUAUACAAGAUGUACAGAGCAAAUUAAUAAUGCUGCCUCAUUGAAAAAAUUAAUCAGUAUAGAAUCAGUUACUCUACAAAAAUUUAAGAAACUCAUUAGCUGAUAUAUACUGACUAGCGUUUAGUUAGGCAGCCAUAAUGAUGCCCUUCGAGCUUGAUGUAUUAUGACAUUUACGUAUAAAUGCAUAGAAGAUAUUCUUGUUACCCGCGCAUCAGCAAAACAUUAAUAUUUGGUAUAUGCCUCGCGAUUGAAGCAAGAUUGGAAUUAAAUAUUUCAAGGAUAUUUUGAACUGGCGUAAUAAGUUUCUGAAUGGUAAUUCAAAAGCUGGGGAUAGAGGCCUCUACGUUGUAUAACUGUGCUUCGAUAUUAAAAGCAAAUCUUCCAUUAUUGGAAUGCUUAAAGAACCUUAAAUGCUCUCAAUCUUUUAAAUGGCACAGUCCAUAUUAGUACAGGCCUCAGCUAGUCUUACGAUCGAGAUGGCAUCUAGCCAUUCUGCUCGAUUAUAUGUAUAACUGUUAAUGUAUACUGAAUGCUUCAGAGAAGGGAAUGAGAAAAAGCAAGAGAGGAAGAAAGAGAGAGAGAGAGAGAAAGAGAGAGAGAGAGAGAGAAAGAGAAAGAGAAAGAGAAAGAGAAAGAAUAUAAGAAAUAGAGAGAAAAUGAAGUGAGGAAGAGAGAACGUAUGUUUAUUUCUGUGUGUGUGUGAUGUGUGAAUGUGUCAAAUAAUGGAGAUAAACAGAGAAAAAAUAUGAUAAUAUAGUCACUGUUAUGCUUUAAUGUAUUUCUAGCGAUUUUACCUAUUUCAAUUAAAGAAAAAGUAAUGUGUUACUAGUUAGCAAUCCUAUAUAUCUUAUCUACUUUUGAGUACUAUUACCAUCAUUUUACAAUUAAAAAUACAAUUGUGUUUAGUACUUUUUACUUUAUAUAUUUUAUUUUCAAGAAUUUUAUUAAUAAUAAGAAAAAGAUUUAAAAAAUCAUACAAUCAGGGAAUUACAUUUUAGGCAAUUCAGUGACAGAUGAAAGAUCAUAAAAAAUUCAUGAAACUCUUCCAAAUUUGUUCUGCAAUAUAAAGACAAAGAAUUUUUAUUUUACGUCUCUUCAUUAUUUCUUAUUUGAAAUGUCUAUAAACAGUACUGCUUAUAAGAUAAAUUACAAGAUUAUAGUUCUGUUU
Messenger RNA from Polistes canadensis, 11359 nucleotides. RefSeq lists its product as uncharacterized. Gene Ontology annotation, biological process: negative regulation of sodium ion transport; positive regulation of potassium ion import across plasma membrane; protein phosphorylation. The record is from RefSeq and is a predicted model, not a curated record. Gene Ontology annotation, molecular function: chloride channel inhibitor activity; protein serine/threonine kinase activity; potassium channel inhibitor activity. NCBI's taxonomy places the organism in Eukaryota, Metazoa, Arthropoda, Insecta, Hymenoptera, Vespidae. Gene Ontology annotation, cellular component: cytoplasm. The transcript is spliced from 20 exons. Bases 414 to 10016 code for a protein of 3200 amino acids.